Molecule: messenger RNA, 747 nt
Organism: Colletotrichum godetiae
Lineage: Eukaryota; Fungi; Ascomycota; Sordariomycetes; Glomerellales; Glomerellaceae
Product: Chloroperoxidase
Exons: 3
Coding region: 1-747 (248 amino acids)
Molecular function (GO): peroxidase activity
Source: RefSeq, a predicted model, not a curated record
AUGCGCGUCACUCUUCUCUCUUUCGCUCUGUUCUCGACUUCGGUUCUGUGUCAAGAUGCUCAACAUGCGUGGCAAAUGCCAGGAUCCAAUGAUCGCCGCGCCCCGUGUCCCCUCCUUAACAGUCUCGCAAACCACGGCUAUCUCCCCCGAAACGGCCAAAAUAUCUCCGUGGACACCCUGAUCGAAGGCAUGCACACUGGCCUCAACCUUCGGGAGGAUGCGAAACUAUUCUUCCGCCUACAAGGAAACAAAGCCCUCGAGGCAUCAUCGACGGGUAACAAAGACACCUUCCACCUCAAUGACUUGAAUAAGCACGACUUGAUUGAGCAUGACGCAUCAUUGAGCCGAGCGGACAUCUACUUUGGCGAUAAUUGGUCUUUCAACCAGACAAUCUUUGAUGAGACCAAGUCGUACUGGCCUUCGGAGAAGAUUUCCAUCAGCGAUGCUGCCAAGGCACUUGUUGCGAGACAGAAAAGUGCAGAGAAGAUCAACCCGGAGUAUAAGCUGCCGCUCGAUGGAUAUACCAACUCGUUGGGACAGACGGCUAUGUACCUUGGUCUCUUUGGGGACUAUGACGAUGGAAAUGCCAACAGGGCUUGGGUUGAAUACUUUUUUGAAAACGAAAGAUUACCUUUUGAGCUCGGCUGGCAGAGACGUUCCGACGACGACAAGAUCCCGGCUACAGGCAUCCUGGCCCUCACAACAAAGGUGGCAGUUCACUACCUCGCCGCCAAGAUCGGUCUUUGA